AUGCUGUCGCUGUCCGCGCGAGUGGCGCACGGCGUCGUCCGUCCGGCGCGUCUGGGCGAACGCCGGCGACCCGCGCGUCUCGCCGCGUCCGUCCCGUCGCGCGCGCGCCGCGGAAUCAGGCGCCGCGGCACGCGUGCGGCGGCGGCGGCGGAUGACGACGGCGACGACGACGACGACGAGACGACGUUCGACGACGACGAGUACGACGAGGCGUGGACGGACGCCGAGGAGGGGGGCGACGCGACGGGGCGCGAGGAUGACGGGGACGAGACGUCGGACGCGUCCGCGUCCGCGGCGGCGUUCGCGCGGUUCAGCGCGGACCUCGACGCGCGCGCGUUCGGCACGUCCGGUCCGCCGCCCCGCGCGGCGUACGCCGCCGUCGUCGAACCCUCGUCGCCGCCCCCCCAACCCGCCGCGAAGCCCAUGUCCGGCGCGCAGAACGGCGUCUUCAACGUCGGCCUCGUCUCCACCGCGGUGCUCGUGACGUGGGGGGUCAAGCGCGCGGCGGACGCGUUCAACCGGAUCCCGAACCUGAACGCCGAGGAACGGCUGUUGCGGAUGGCGGACUUCGCCGCCGAAGCGCUCGAGCGCGCCAAGGCGAUGCCCGACGGCCCGAGGAAGGACAAGGAGAUCGCGCGCGUCACCGCCCUCAUCGCGGACGUCGACGCGAAGCGGGCCAAGGUGGAAGCCGCGGAGCGGAAGCGCCGCGAGUGGAGUCAACGGGUGAUGCGAGUCGACGAGGACGGCGUGUCGGUGCGAGCCAAACGGGAGGCGGAGAGGCGCGAGCGAAGGGCGCCCGCGUCCGCCCGGCGAGCGCGACGCGCGGGAUCGGACGGCGACGGCGACGACGACGCGCGCGACUCGUCCGCCGCCGAUCUCUCCGACUCCGAUCCCGCCGAUCCCGCCGAAGCCGACGCCUCCGACUCCGAUCCCGCCGAUGCCUCCGAAUUGGAGAGGAGCCGGCGUGAGCGUGAUGCCAGGUACGAGGCGGCGAUGGAGCGGGCGCGGUCGAGGGAGCGCGCGCCCCCCGGCGCGGGCGCGCGGUGGAUGAACGCGACGGAGUACCUGCAGAGACGGAUGGACAAGACCGCGGUGGGGUACCGACCGGAGGAGGGCGUCGAGGGUGACGAGGACGUCGACGAUGAGAACGCCGCCGCCGCCGCCGAGCGCGAGGCUGAGGCUGAGGUCGCGGCCAAGGCCAAGGCUGCGGCGGAGGCUGCCGAGUACAGGCGCAAGGCCGAGGCCGAGGCGGCGGCGAAGGCUGAGGAGGAGGAACGCGAGCUCGAACGCGCGAGGGCGAUGGCUGAGGCUGAGGCGCGCGCGAAGGCGGAGGUGAGACCGAUUCCAUCGACGCCGCCGUCGUUUUCCGGCGAGGCUCCCGUGUUCGAACCGGACAUCGUGGACAACUUCGACGAUCUCAGGGGCGGGAACCUGUCGCCGCAGGACGAGGUGGCGCUGGAACGCGAGAUUCGCAGGCUCGAGGAGCGGUACGGCGACGACAGGAACGUCAGCGCCGAGGAGCUUGACGCGAAAUGCCAGGAGAUCAUCGACCGGUACGGCCUCGGCGAGCGGGAGUUCACGAAGAACGAGACGUACGACCCCGGGACGGAUCCGAAGAUGGCCCCGACGCACUACUCCCAGGAGAACCCGUUCUACUGGCGAACGCUACGCGCGGUGCACCCGAUAUUCGAGGCGGACCCCGCGGCGAAGACGAUGGGCGUGAUGACGAUGAUGAUGACGCCCCCGGGGCUGCCCGCGUACCUCCCCGGGAAUAAGAAACCGGCGGACAGGUUACACGCGAUCGCGUUCGAACGCAGGGAGGACGCCGAACGUUUCUGCUGGUACAUGCGGUCGACGAGGGUGGACGGCGAGGGGGUGUGCACGACGCAGCCCAUGCCGCCGGCGACGCUGGAGGAGAUGGCGAAUGAGACGUCGUACGGGGUCACCGUGGUUGGGGGCGGGCGAGUAGAUCUGAGCCCGUCGCGAAGCGACGUGGAGAUACUGGCGGAGAUCCGGGAGAUCGGGGGCGAGCAGUACCUGUGGGAGUUUGCGCGGUUCACGAGGGACGAGCUCGAGGAGUCCAGGAAGCCGCCGCCGCCCACGGUGCGUUACUGA
Micromonas commoda is the source of this 2115-nucleotide messenger RNA. RefSeq lists its product with no specific name. The record is from RefSeq and is a predicted model, not a curated record. Bases 1 to 2115 code for a protein of 704 amino acids. NCBI's taxonomy places the organism in Eukaryota, Viridiplantae, Chlorophyta, Mamiellophyceae, Mamiellales, Mamiellaceae. The transcript has a single exon.